Heterotrigona itama is the source of this 2450-nucleotide messenger RNA. NCBI's taxonomy places the organism in Eukaryota, Metazoa, Arthropoda, Insecta, Hymenoptera, Apidae. The record is from the annotation of a GenBank genome assembly.
AUAUAUAUAUAUGUAUAUAUAUUCACAUAUGUGUACACGAUAGAAUGUGAUAAAGUACAAAAGUUAUGUUAAGUUCAUGGUAUUGUGUAAAAGGACAGUAGUGCGAAAACGUUUCAAUAACAUUUUGAUAAUGUAUAAACAAAUAACGACCUAUUGACCAUUUUGUACCUUGUCUUAUCACAUUAAUUUUAAGUUAAGUAUUCUUGUCCAGUUUUGGUGAAACUAUUUUUUACACUUUCAAUACAAUAGCACCUCUAUAUGAGGGGUUAUAUUUUACACAAUAAUUACAUUUACAUUCUGUAUUAAAAAAGUGGGAGUGCUCUUAUGUUAAAUAAAAAUGACGAUAAAUUUUCUUAUAAUUUUCAGAGGAUAUUUAAUUUUUUUAAUACAAUAAGUGAUUAUAUGAAAUAAAUAUAGAAAUGCUUCCUAACAUACAUGAUAAAGAUUACAGAGUUUUGGAUUUGGUACGUCAACGUGAGAUACGGGAUUCCGUGGCAUAUGCAGUUUCUCAGAAGUUACAUGUUACAGAAAAUUUGAUAUCUCGGUUAGGACUUGAAAAAGAAUUAAUUGGUCAUACAGGAUGCGUUAAUUGCUUGGAAUGGAAUGAAAGCGGACAAAUCCUUGCUUCAGCAUCUGAUGAUAUGAAUAUUAUAUUAUGGGAUCCAUUUCGUUAUGAAAAAAAAUUAAUACUUCGUACACGUCAUCAUGGAAAUAUAUUUUCUGUUAAGUUCUUGCCAAAAUCAAAUGACAGGAUAUUGGUAUCAGGUGCUGGAGAUGGGAAAGUACGGGUUCGUGAUCUAACGCUUCUUGAACCAAUAUUUUCGUGUAAUUGUCAUAUAGGUCGUGUAAAACGUAUUGCUACUGCAACUACUGUACCUUUUCUUUUUUGGAGUGCUGCGGAAGAUGGUCUUAUUUUACAAUAUGAUAUUCGUGCUCCUCAUAGUUGCAAAAGCAAUGACUGUAAUAGUGUGUUAGUAAAUCUUGUUAAUCAUGCUGGUCGAUAUGCAGAGGGCAAGUGUAUUACUGUGAAUCCAAAAAAACCCGAACUAAUAGCUAUUGGAGCUAAUGAUGCUUAUAUACGAAUGUAUGACCGUAGAAUGAUUAAGCUUUCUCAGGUGCCUAUUUCUUCUCCACAUAGUAACUGGACAAGAGGAAAUGUAUGUAUACGUCUAGCUGGUGGAGGUGAUCCAGAUGAGAAUAUACCACUGGGUUGCGCACAGUACUUUAUCGCGGGCCAUCUGCAUUCUCGGCAGCGUGAUAGUAAUAGAAGUCUCACUACUACAUAUUUAACCUUCAGUGCUGAUGGAAAUGAACUCCUUGUUAACAUGGGCGGUGAACAAAUAUAUUUAUUUGAUAUCAAUAAUCCAAAAAACAUGAAGACUUGUUUUGGUUACUCUUCAAAUAUGUAUUUGGGUAAUGUUUGUAUUUAUUACAAUGUUCUAUCUUGUAUUAUCAAUCGUAAAUUAAAUAAAUUGUUAUACUUCAAUUUUAUAUGUAACAUAUGUAACAUGUUUAAAUUUUCUAAAUAUCUGCAAACAGGAGAUUUAGACAAGUACAAUAUGGAAAGUAAUGAAGAUAUUACAGAUUUUACUAGCAAAAACAUUAAAAUUUUACCCCCGCAUGUUGAAGAAUUAAAACGACAAGCUAAUGAAAGUUUUGAGCAACAAAAAUAUACAUUAGCAAUUAAUUUAUAUAAUAAAGCAAUCAGUUAUUGCCCUACUGCAGCUGUACUUUUUGCUAACAGAGCUGCAGCAUAUAUGAAACGAACUUGAUUAGCUCGUUGUCUCUUUGAUUUACAUCAAUCAGUCGAAGCUGAUAAAAUAAUUAAAGACUUUCAACAAAAAUUUCCUGAAUAUGCAUCUAACUCAGCAUGUAAAGCAUUAAAAAUGGAUAUAAAAGAAGCUAUAGAUUCUGGUAGAGAUAUUGACAUGAAUCAAUUAAUGAUUCAAAUAUCAGAAUAUGAACAAGAAUGGCGACGCAAUACAAUUGAUUAUAAAAUGAGAUUUUGUGGGCAUUGUAAUACUACAACUGAUAUAAAGGAAGCUAAUUUUUUUGGAAACAAUGGUCAAUAUAUUGUGGCAGGAUCAGAUGAUGGUUCCUUUUUUAUUUGGGAUCGUAAUACCACAAAUAUUAUGCGUGUAUUAAGAGGAGAUGAACGCAUUGUAAAUUGUCUUCAACCUCAUCCAUCCACAUGUUUGCUAGCUACUAGCGGUAUUGACCCAGUAGUUAGAUUAUGGAGUCCUUUACCUGAGGAUGGUAGCAUAAAUGAAAGAGAAAUUCAGAACUUAGAAGAUGCUGCAUCUGCAAAUCAAAUACGCAUGAAAAGCGAUCCAUUUGAAGUAAUGCUUAUGAAUAUGGGAUAUAGAUUUCCUGUUCAGCAGGCUGAACUAAAUGAAGACGGCGAUGAUAAUCAAGAUCAAUCAAUUGUGCAACCUUUAAAUUGUAGACCA